Molecule: messenger RNA, 906 nt
Organism: Tinamus guttatus (white-throated tinamou)
Lineage: Eukaryota; Metazoa; Chordata; Aves; Tinamiformes; Tinamidae
Source: RefSeq, a predicted model, not a curated record
AUGGCCACGGGUGAGUCGAGGGAUGGGACAUCGCACGGACACAGCAAGCGGCAGCGCCUGCAGCUGCUGGACGUGACGGGGCUGCCGGAGGACGGCCCGGAGAGCGCCGGCCCCUGGGCCACCACGGUGUCGCUGGCCAAAGCCUGCAUCGAGGUGGCCGAGCGGCAGCGCGCGGCGGCCGACCUGCGGCUGCCCUACAGCAACGUGGACGUGCGGCGCCUGCCGCCCGGCGCCGACCUGGGCGGCCUCGCGGCGCAGCUCGGCGCGCUCGCCCGCCUCAAGGAGCUCAACCUGGGCUCGUCCCGGCUCUCGGGGCAGCUGCAGCUGCUCCUCGGCACCCUGCAGGGUCCCCUGGAGAGCCUGGAACUGCCCUUCUGCUCACUGCUGCCCUGCGACCUCUGCUACCUGUCGCAGAGCCCGCACGCGCCGGCGCUCAAGAAGCUCGACCUGAGCGGCAACAACCUCUCGGCGUCGCUGCUGCAGCCCUUCGUGGAGCUGCUGGUGGCGGCCGCGGCCUCCCUGCUGCACCUGGACGUCAUGGAGUGCCGCCUGCGGGAUGCGCAGCUGCAGGCGCUGCUGCCGCCGCUGCAGCGCUGCGCCCGCCUGCGCUCCCUGGGCCUCUUCGGCAACCCGCUGUCCAUGGCGGCGCUCAGGGCGCUGCUGCUGGGCACAGCGCCGCUGCCCGACCUGCGCCUCGUCGUCUACCCCUACCCCGUGGACUGCUACCGCGACGACCUGCCGCCCUCCUCCUCCUCGUCCUUCCUGUCCGACGGCGCCGUGGACGAGGAGCGGCUGGCGCGGGCGGCCGCGGAGCUGCAGGACCUGCUGCGCAGCGCCGGCCGUGCCGACGCCGUGUGGACCACGAGCCUGAGCGCCCCCGGGGUUCCGGACUGCAUCGAGCUGUAG